AUGAGCAAGAAGAGCAAGAAGAUGCAGGCCGAGGCCAGCAGUGUAAAGAAGAAGCAGAAGAGCAAGAGCAAGGGGAGUAAGGAAGGGAAGAGCAAGAAGACAAAGUCGACCAGCUCGCGUACCCGCAAGGUCGUCCCUCGCAAGCAGCGGGUCGCUGCUGGUCGCAAGCGUGGCAACAAGGGCAAUGUUGCCCAUGUCUCAAACUUUCUGUGGAAGGAUGGGAAGGAGUAUGAGCGGGUGAAGCGUAAGAAGAAGGUCUCGCACGGCUCGCUCCGAUCGUCGGAAACAUCGAACCCUGAUCGGUCAUCAUCGCCCUCACCACCGCUCUUCCUCAACGAAAAGUCGUCCGACUCGUCGAUGGUUGGCACCGUCCGCUCCUCAUCCUCCUCCUCCUCGGGCUCCUCCUCCUCCUCGGGCUCCUCCUCCUCCUCCUCCUCGUCAUCCUCCUCCGACUCGUCGUAAACGCCCAAGACUUACCCACA
Messenger RNA from Thecamonas trahens ATCC 50062, 482 nucleotides. RefSeq lists its product as uncharacterized. The transcript has 2 exons. Lineage: Eukaryota; Apusomonadida; Apusomonadidae. The record is from RefSeq and is a predicted model, not a curated record. Bases 1 to 462 code for a protein of 153 amino acids.